AUGGAUUUUGUUAGCAGAAACACUGGAGGAGGUGCGGAGGUGGUUUAUGGAGGAAAUCAAGUAAGGCCCAGAGCGGCAGCUCCGUUACAACUGAGCGUGAGGAAGAGUAGAGGCACGGAGAGCUCAGAGACCAUGACGCAGGAACCCAGCUCGAAGUCAGCUUUGUGGGGGGGCACACCGCAAUACAACUAUGUCUGCUUUGAGAAAUGCACCCGUUACGGGAUACCUUUGGAGGCAGGACGCGAGGCCGGGGGGACAGGGGACGACCUGCACUACCUGGAGAACUCCCUCAGCUACCCACAGCUUUAUGGCCAAUACACAGACCAGAUAACCGACUUUGCAGAGAAGGAAGCAGCAAAACUACUGAAUAAGAAGCAGGCCCAAAAGAACAAUGAAAGACCCCUGAAACGUGAGAGUCAAGUAGAGAUCAAAGAAGAGCACUAUUCCAAAUGUCAAGACUGUGCUAGACGCAUCCAGAAAUACGUUACCAAGAAGCUUGGAGAGGACUGGAUUUUCUUGGUUCUGUUGGGUCUGGUCAUGGCGUUGGUGAGCUGGGGAAUGGAUUAUGCCAGUGCGAAGAGCCUACAGGCCUACAAGUGGAUGUACAGAGAGCUGCACCCGAAUGUUCCUAUGCAGUAUCUGGCGUGGGUCACAUACCCACUUGUUCUUAUUCUGUUUGCGGCCAUUUUCUGCCACCUCGUCUCUCCACAGGCUGUUGGGUCUGGGAUCCCAGAGCUCAAGACCAUUAUGAGGGGAGUGGUCCUCAAGGAAUAUCUCACUCUCAAAGCUUUUGUGGCCAAAGUUGUGGGCCUCACAGCUGGUAACCCUCUCUGAUUUUCUUCUCCUCUUCUCUUGCAGGGUCCUUUUGUGCAUAUUGCCAGUAUCUGUGCUGCCGUACUCAGCAAGUUCAUGUCAAUCUUCUGUGGUGUGUAUGAGCAGCCAUAUUAUUAUACGGAUGUCCUGACCGUGGGUUGCGCUGUGGGGGUCGGCUGCUGCUUUGGGACACCACUUGGAGGGGUCCUUUUCAGCAUUGAGGUCACUUCUACGUACUUUGCUGUGCGCAAUUAUUGGAGAGGUUUCUUUGCAGCUACCUUUAGUGCCUUCAUUUUCCGAGUCCUUGCCGUUUGGAACAAGGAUGCAGUUACCAUCACAGCCCUGUUCAGAACGAACUUCCGCAUGGAUUUCCCCUUUGAUCUGCAAGAGCUGCCAGCAUUUGCUGUAAUAGGGAUAUGUUCUGGAUUCCUUGGAGCAUUUUUUGUUUAUCUCAAUCGCCAAGUGGUCCUAUGCAUCCGGCGCCAUACAGCUCUGAGCCGGUUUCUCACCAAAUACCGCCUCAUAUACCCUGGGGUUAUAACCUUCCUUAUAGCGACGGUGACCUUUCCUCCAGGAUUUGGGCAGUUCAUGGCAGGAGAGUUGAUGCCACGAGAAGCCAUCAGCUCUCUCUUUGAUAACUAUACCUGGGCAAAAUACACAGGGGACCCGCAGAUCCUAGGGAAAUCUGCUGCCUGGAUCCAUCCCAAAGUCAGUGUCUUCAUCAUCAUCCUGCUUUUCUUCCUCAUGAAGUUCUGGAUGUCUGUCAUUGCUACCACGAUGCCAAUCCCCUGUGGAGGCUUCAUGCCUGUUUUUGUUCUAGGUGCUGCAUUUGGGCGUCUUAUUGGGGAAAUCAUGGCAUCACUUUUUCCUAACGGGAUCCUCUUCGAUGGUAUUGUCUAUCAAAUCUUACCUGGAGGGUAUGCUGUCAUUGUCUUCUCUCCCUAUUCCUUUUCCACCCUACCUGGGAAAGGUGCAGCAGCUCUGACAGGAGCAGUGAGCCACACUGUCUCCACUGCUGUGAUCUGCUUCGAGCUGACAGGUCAGAUCUCUCACAUCCUCCCCAUGAUGGUGGCUGUCAUUCUUGCCAACAUGGUGGCUCAGAGUCUGCAGCCCAGCCUCUAUGAUAGCAUCAUCCAGGUGAAGAAGUUACCCUACCUGCCAGACCUGGGCUGGAAUCACAUAAGCAAAUACAAUAUCUUUGUUGAGGACAUUAUGGUCCAAGAUGUGAAAUUCGUCUCCUCCAACUGUAAAUACCGAGACUUGCAAACUCUACUCCAAAGCACCACUGUUAAGACUUUGCCUUUGGUGGACUCACCAGAGACCAUGAUCCUUCUGGGGUCUGUAGAGCGAUCUGAACUGCAGGCUCUCCUCCAGAGACAUAUAGGCCCAGAACGGCGACGGCUCCUCAACAGAGAAAUGCAGCAGAAGCUGUAUGAGGCACCCUACGAUGGGCACAGCAAGGGACCGUGGGCAACCCUGCCAAAGCUGAAGCAUGAAUCUUUUGCUUAUGUUGAUGAGGAUGAGGAUACAGAUGAGAAGGGAGAGCUGCCUCGGCCCCCAAGUCCCACUCCCAGUUACCCAGAGGAGCCCAAUGGCCCGACAAGUCCUCUUAAACAAACUUUGGAGCCACAGCAACUCCCAGGUGCUGAUUUCCCAGAGACUGAGAGAAGGAGCUUUCUCUUCUGCUCCUGUAUUAAAGGCAAUUUCAGGAGUCUGAGGCAACUGAUCCAGCAGCUUUUGUGCCAUUACAACCGUCCACUUGAAACAGAGAGCGCCGUCCAGGAACCAGUGGAAGUCAUUGACACAAUGAGGCCAGAAGAGAUAGAUGCUUGGGAACAGGAGGAGCUGGACAAGAAUGUGUGCUUCGACAGCUGCCGCAUAGACCCUUCCCCUUUCCAACUGGUGGAGAGAACUUCCCUGCACAAGACGCAUACGUUGUUCUCAUUACUGGGCCUCAGCCAUGCCUAUGUAACCAGUAUGGGGAAGCUGAGGGGAGUGUUGGCUUUGGAAGAGCUUCAGAAGGCAAUAGAGGGCUCCACACGCUCUGGGGUUCGCCUCCGCCCACCCCUUGCCAGCUUCCGCGAUACCAACCGGAAUUCCAUCAGCAGUGAGAAGGUCAGCCAGGCCUCUCAGGUGUGGAGCCGGCAGGACAACGGCAUGGUGGCAGCACAGCAAGCAGCAGACUUGGGCACAGAGAGCCCACUGCCUCCCUGCUCACACUCCCCCCAGCCCUCACGCUUGCAUGAAGAGGGGGAAGGCCAGUGCUCCACUUAUGCCACUGAUACUGAGUUGGAAGAGAUGGAGCUAACAGGGCCGGUUGCUGAAAACAUCUCAGACAUCCUCAAGGACUUAAGCCUACGCUCCACUGACCUGGAUGAGGAUGAAGAUGAGGAUGAGGAUGUCCCCUUAUAG
Molecule: messenger RNA, 3225 nt
Organism: Nipponia nippon (crested ibis)
Lineage: Eukaryota; Metazoa; Chordata; Aves; Pelecaniformes; Threskiornithidae
Source: RefSeq, a predicted model, not a curated record